Ruditapes philippinarum (Manila clam) is the source of this 705-nucleotide messenger RNA. RefSeq lists its product as uncharacterized. Bases 1 to 705 code for a protein of 234 amino acids. NCBI's taxonomy places the organism in Eukaryota, Metazoa, Mollusca, Bivalvia, Venerida, Veneridae. The record is from RefSeq and is a predicted model, not a curated record. The transcript has a single exon.
AUGUUUCCUAAUGGAAAUUGUGAGUGUCUUUUAUUGGUUACUUUAUUUCACCAGAAGACCAAAAGCAGCCAGAAAAUCAGCAUCAACAACACUGAGUUGGAAGAGGUGAAAGACUUCAAGUACCUUGGGAGUUACAUCUCAGCUGAUAGUAACAUUGAGAAAGAGAUCUCAACCAGGAUUAGACUUACAGCCCAGGCAUUCAAGAGACUACAGAACAUAUGGAAGUCUACAGCCCUGCAUACCAAAACAAAACUGAAGAUCUACACAUCCAAUGUCCGCUCAGUCCUUCUGCACGCGUCUGAGACCUGGAGAACCAACACCAAGGUUGAGAGUAGGCUAAGAGGCUUCGAGAGUCAUUGUCUACGCUGCAUUCUCAAGAUCCGCUGGCAACAACAUGUCACUAACGUAGAGGUCAACAGACGCUCCGGGAUCACCAACAUUGUUCAAGAGGUCAAGUCCAGACGAUGGAGAUGGCUGGGUCAUGUUCUGAGGAUGAACAAGCAGAGGCAUCCCCACAAAGUACUGAGAUGGACACCACAAGGCCAGAGGAAGAGAGGUCGUCCACUAGGGACCUGGAGGAGAACCAUCGAAGAGAUGAAGGCAGCAGGCAAGACCUGGAACGAGCUGAACUGGUUAGCUCAGGACAGGGAUGGCUGGAGGAGAUUUGUUGGUGCCUUGUGCUCCACCUGGAGCGAAGAGAAUUAG